AUGGAGAAAGCUUCUGGCGAUAACCCCCCGUCCUACGAUCAGAUCGAUGAGCAACCUGGGGCGGACAUUCCGCCUUUGAAUCUCUCGUCGAGCGCUGGGCCGGCCGUCUAUACUACGGUCACUCAAGAUGAGUGCAUUGCCCAUCUAAAAUUUUUGGCUGCCCUUGCCGACCUACGUGACUCGAUCGCUGGCAUCAAGGAUCUAUUCUGUAUCCAUGACCCCAAUCCAAGCGUGUUCGAGCAAGUGAUCGACGAGGCGCGGGCGCGAGUGAAAGAGAAACGAUGGGCUGUGUAUACAGCCCGAGCCGUCGAGCGCUAUACAGUCUGGUGGAAGACAUGCGUUGCGAAAACCCAUCCAACAAUCUCAGUCAAAGACUUUGAGAGCAAGAGCUAUAACACUAUUACUGAGAACCAUCAACGGCUCGGGUGGUCCCCGGAAACACUACCUCCUCUUGACGUACUAAUGGUCUGGCAUGCCCAUAUGUUGAACCCUAGAUCUUUUCUCGAAGAUUGCCUUCGGGAUGGAAAAAUGAGUUUCUGGGCCACCGGCUUUCCCUGGAAAGCCAUCAAUGCCUGCAUCGGGAACAAGACCUUCGAAUACGACCCAGGUCUCAAAGCGAGAUCUACAUUCACAGCGAAGACAGGGUUUGCAUGGGACAACCUACACGACUCGUCGAGGGCGCUGGUGAAAUGCCCCUCCUGCACAGGCCGCGUGUCUGUUUAUUGGACUGACGGAGUAGUUACCGGACCAGUGGGCCAGAUGUUCGAAGAUUGGAAGGGGUUCGCGGACAAAGGUUUUAGGGAAACAUGUCCGCAAUGCGGCUAUGAAAUUGACCACGAAAAAUUGAGGGUUGAAAAGUUCAGACAGGAUAUAACCAACCUAGUCAAACUGGAUAUGCCUAUGCCCGGCACGCUAUUCAACAAUCGAGGCCAUCCGGAGUCCCCCAAGAAUUCAACAAACAGGCGUGAAACUCAGUGGUGCUUCCCCAAUCGCCUAGUCAAAGCCGUCAGUGAUGAACUGCUAUGGUACACCAAUGCCAGUUCGAGGCAGUGCAUUUCUGUAGGAGCUCUGCGAAACAAGCUCGUAUCCAGGCUCCUCGACAAAAAGGUCAUGCGUGAUAGCAACAGCCAUCGCCUCCUGCUGCCAAUCGAGAAGAUGGCCUUUCGCCGAAUGAUGUCCCGCUACUGGGACAAUCUCAGCCCAUUCGCCCUGGACCUGGUCGGGGCUGUCAUUCGACAGGGGACCUUCGUGCAGAAAAUGGACAACAUCGACUGGCUUCACUCGCCGACGGUCAAGGCCACCAUGGGCCGGCUGAUCAAGAAAUACCGCAUAUUCUUCCACAUCAUGGCAGCCAACCCACGACAUAUGGCAGUUCCCACCCUCGAUGUCGAUCUCGCCUGGCACACGCACCAACUCUCUCCGUCGAGAUACUAUACAUACUCUCUUCUCACUACCAACGAAGAGCGCCGGUACCCCGUCUUCAUCGACCACGAUGACAAGGUCGACGAGGAAAAGCUCUCGGAUGGCUUCGAAUGGACCAGCAAAAUGUACAAGAAGCUCACCGCUGGGGAAAUUUACAGCGAAUGUACCUGCUGGUACUGUGAAGCCAUUCGCGCCCCGGACAUGCGCGACGGACUGUUCGUCACCAGCGCUACAUCCAGGGCCCGCGAGGCGGCUGCCAAGCUGCACGAUCGACCCGAUAUCUCGUCUCAUCCGGACAAGAACCCCCAUAUCUCUACGCAUAAUGCCGUCCGACCCACGACAACGUCUCAAAGCGUCGAUGCCCGGCAUGUUAAGUACCUGAAGCUCCGCAGUAACUACGAAAAGGCCCGCCGUCGCGCUGAGAAACGGGAGUCCAAGGAUGGCAAGAAACGUGAGAACCGGGCGUCGGACGAUGGCCUUGCUUAUGUUCCCGUCGUCUGGGGCUUCCCGGUCAUGGUCCCAUACUACGCGCCGUAUGAAUGCGAUCCGGGCGUUCAUUCCGGCGCCUACGCCGCGGAUCCGAGCUGCAUGAACACCGUUCCGGGGGCGUAUGGGAACUGCGCGGCCGGAACAUGCGGGGGCGGAGUCGCGGCUGGGAGCUGCACUGCGGCAGAUGGCGGCAGCAGUGGUGGUUGCGGUAGUGGUGGUUGCGGUAGCGGAGGAGGUGGAGGAUGCGGCGGAGGUGGAGGUGGAGGAUGUGGUGGAGGUGGAGGGGGUUGUUAA
Molecule: messenger RNA, 2205 nt
Organism: Aspergillus melleus
Lineage: Eukaryota; Fungi; Ascomycota; Eurotiomycetes; Eurotiales; Aspergillaceae
Exons: 2
Coding region: 1-2205 (734 amino acids)
Source: RefSeq, a predicted model, not a curated record